UAAGUAGAUAUGACACAUAGGAUGUUACAUCAACGAUGAAAUGGUUCUAUAUAAAAACCUUUUCCGAGUCCUUAUAAGUUUAAUGUUUUAACUACCCGGCAAGAUGGAAAACGUUUUAUUUGUUUUGUACAUGGUUGUUCUCCUCGUCCUCAGUUGUCAGGGACAACUGGACAAGAAACCUCCCCCCGAGGACCUCACAAUGGACCAGAUCAUGUCCAGGCUGUUAGGGGGAACACAAAUGGCAGCGAGUAUAAGUCUACCGGGAAGCUUAAUUCUACAAGAAUUAGACAUGUACUUAUCAAUGGAUCAGUACAAGGCUAUAAAUCCCAAUAGGAAGAGAAAGCGCAGAAAGGCAGUGAGAAAUCCUGUUUCAUACUGGGAUGGAGGUAUCAUGCCAUACAGAUUCGCGCCCGGAGCUUAUGAGCCGGUUGAUCAGUAUUAUGUUAAGGUUGCAAUGAGGGAGUUAGAAAAAUACACUUGCCUUCGGUUUAAAGAAAGGACUACUGAACUCAAUUACGUGGAACUAAUUGAUUCCCAAGGAUGCUGGUCUCGUCUUGGUAAAGAAGGGGGCAGACAGGAAUUAAGUUUAGAUAGGAAUGGCUGUCGAUUUAAAGGUUUGUACCUACAUGAAAUUGGACAUGCAGUUGGCCUUAUUCAUGAGCAAAAUCGACCGGACCGUGACGAGUUUAUAAGAAUCAUCGAACGGAACAUCCAGGCAGGCCUUUCAAGUCAAUUUCAGAAGUACCAGAGUUCAUUUAUCAACACCUACAAUGUACCAUACGACUUCCCAUCCGUCAUGCACUACGGUGUAACGGCUUUCAGCAGAGAUGGUAAAAGUCAAACAAUAGCUGCACAACCAGCAUAUAAGGACAGAGAAUCAGAAAUAGGAAAAGUUUUUCAGAAGGAGCUUUCAUUUGGUGAUGUACACGUUUUGAACGAGAUGUACAGCUGCAAUGAUCACUGCGACAGCAGCAGUAUUACAUGUGAUGAUGGCGGCUUUUUAGACCAGAACUGUGAGUGCAUCUGUCCGGAUGGGUCCUCGGAUUGCCAGAGAGGAAAAACAAGGCUCAAUCCCGAGUGCAGAAAUUCAGCAAAUGACUGGAAAUGUAACAUUUGGGCAAAACAAGGGGAAUGCAGAAGGCGACCUGAGUGGAUGAAUGGUAACUGUGCUCGUGCGUGUGGAGCGUGUGGAAAUGUACAAAAUGUCAGACAAGAUCUAGAGAACGUUUGUCGCAAUUACUAUGACGACGAGACUUGUAACAAAUGGCGGGAUAAUGGCGACUGUGUAGUGGCAGAGGAUUGGAUGAGACAGAAUUGUAAAAAGUCGUGUUCCUAUUGUGACAAGUCCAACCCUAGACCAAACACUAAUUGCAUAAACGCUUAUUCCAACGACGCUAAAUGCAGAGAGUGGGCCUUGGCAGGCGAAUGCGCCAUUAAUCCCGCCUGGAUGCCUAUUAAUUGUGCAAGUGAUUGUCACGCAUGUAAAAACAAUGGAAGCCUACCAGACGAAGGGACGCGGACUACACGUGGACCAAUUCAGACAAGACCACCUACCGUUACCACGCCCCCACCAACGACCCCCAAUCCUAAUUCCUGUGAAGAUAGGUAUCCGACAGCAAACUGUCAGAACUUCGAAAAUCAGUGGAACUUUUGUAGCAUUCAUAGAGUCUGGAUGGAAGCGAAUUGUAUGAAAACCUGUGGACUUUGCACUGGUGGUGAAAAAGAAAAAGAAAUGGAGAACUGCAAAGACGAAAAUCCAACUUGUCCUGCCUGGGCGAACGAUAACCAAUGUGUUGUAAACCCUGGAUACAUGCUCAAGUAUUGUAUGAAGUCGUGUCGUGUGUGUACUGCGGGACUUCGAGAAGGUGCUGCCGACCUCGUGGAACAGUUCAGUGAGGGUAAUGACAGGAGUUCAGCUUACAGUGUGUCAGCAAAAUUUACAGUUAAUCAGCUAUCCGUUCUAUUGAGUAUGUUCGCUGUAGUUUUCUUUCUUUGAAGGCUACAUAGUUACGUAGAGUGUUGUUAAUAUUAAUUGAAGAUUAGAGGGUAACAGAAAUGUACUACGUUAAAAUAGCAUUGUGAUGCUAAAAAUAUAUAAUAAUGUGUCAUUAGAGCUAGACUUAGAGAGAGAGUUAUCAAAUAUUAUCAAAAUUACGUAUUAAUCGUGAUUUCAAAACAUCCCUUCUUAAGAUUUGUUGAUUUAUAAUA
Saccostrea cuccullata (small rock oyster) is the source of this 2208-nucleotide messenger RNA. Its product is annotated as zinc metalloproteinase nas-15-like. Bases 104 to 1996 code for a protein of 630 amino acids. Gene Ontology annotation, biological process: proteolysis. Gene Ontology annotation, molecular function: metalloendopeptidase activity; zinc ion binding. Lineage: Eukaryota; Metazoa; Mollusca; Bivalvia; Ostreida; Ostreidae. The transcript is spliced from 15 exons. The record is from RefSeq and is a predicted model, not a curated record.